This is a messenger RNA of Aedes aegypti (yellow fever mosquito), 9916 nucleotides long. RefSeq lists its product as uncharacterized. The record is from RefSeq and is a predicted model, not a curated record. Gene Ontology annotation, biological process: actin cytoskeleton organization. NCBI's taxonomy places the organism in Eukaryota, Metazoa, Arthropoda, Insecta, Diptera, Culicidae. The transcript has 21 exons. The coding region runs from base 695 to 8833 and encodes 2712 amino acids. Gene Ontology annotation, molecular function: guanyl-nucleotide exchange factor activity; protein binding.
GGGAUGAUGAUCUCUUCAUUCAGUGUAAUUUUACUCUAGCAUCAGAAAGUUACGCGCACGACCGAGUCUGUGAAUGUCUAACCACGUGAAGACAGUGAAAAAAGUGUACUUCUACUGCCAGCAAUUUUUCGGUUGCGUCUGUUUAAUGCCUCCUCAUCGUUGCGGCUACCGUUGAGACUCCAAAAUGCUGCAAAAAGUGUGUUAAUAAAUAGUGUUUAAAGAUCACUGAACUUGUGGACUAGUGGUACUGCCAGAAGAGACCAGAAAAAAAACGUGUGCUGAGUCGAGAGAGGGGAAAAAGUUGAUGAUUUUCGUAAUUAUUGGACCGGCUGCAAUUACUGUCGUGGGACCUGAGAAGAAAAAAAAAACAGAAUCGACGUGAACGAGUGAGUCAGUUUGAAGCUACGACGUGACGAUUUUUUCAUGGUGUGUCCUUUCGAGAUCUGGAUGUUUGGCUGAUUAUUUGGACUUUAUCAAUAAAGAUCCAUGUGAAAUAAAUGCUCAAUAUUUGCGCUUUUACCAAAUCAACUAAGGAAGGCUCAAAGUUUUACAUUGCACAAUUUGUGACGCAGUUCAACUGCAGAUGGCGCAUAGACAUAAGUCGCGAUUUGACUCAACACCGAUAUCAUAGUCUCCAUAAGUGCUCCUGCCAAGAAAAUGGUCCCGGUGCACUCGCCAGCUUCUGUCACAAAAGAUGAACAACCAAUUCAAUCCCCAAGAAGUGGCACGCAACAUUAAAACUCUGCCGCCGAGCUGCCAAAAGCUCACAACUGGAAUGCAACAGCGAUGGAACAGGGCAAUACCAGAGAGCGAUUACAUUCAACUUGGGACGUUACGCUACGGAGUACGGCUAUCGAAUCCAAAUCUUGCGAAUGCCGCAUCCAAUGAUGACAACGGGAAUUCCCUAGCAAAAGCCAAAAGUACGCAGCAAUCCCGAAUCUCGUCUGAUUCGUACGAUCAGCAUACAAACGGAAGUAGCAUUCUCAGCGCUGGAGGCACUAUCAGUAACAGUAGUCGAGCUUCCAAUGAGAGCUGCUGUUGCAUCGGAACAAAUGGCAUUGAAGCACCUUGGAAUAGUGGGUAUGUGCGAACACGUUUGCCUGUACCGAACAGUUUGGCUAAGAAUAGAAAAUCGUCGCCCUCAACAUCAACAUCAUCGUCUUCGUCAUCCACCACUCAUCGGCAGCUGCAUCAAGCUCCUCAGAAGCAAACUGCUACACAACAAGGAAGCAGAGAAAAGUUGCAGCAGAGUACUACAGAUUUAUUGAACAAUUGCAGCAACAAUAAUACCAACGGCAGCACCUUUGCAGGUGUUGAUAAACACAAUCAGCAACGAGAGUCUUCUCCUGCGUCGGUAUCGGGCGUGUGCUGUUACACCAGUAACAAUUUCAGUAGCGCUUCCAACAAAAAUGCUAAAAAUAAUAAUCUAGUUAAAGUGAGUAACAAGUACUCGGACAGCAAAAAGCUGAAGAUAGUGAACAACAAAGGUGAACACAAGGAUACAGUGUUGUCUUCGUCGUACGCUGAAGAGAAUCGAACCAGUAGGAAUCAUCGAAACGGUUUCGGUUAUGGUAGUGAUUCGCGAAAUUUGAGUGAAAAGUGGUCGUCGGGCAUUAGUGGCGAAUAUGAUGCCGUGAAAAGUAGUGCUCAGAAACAUGGGGAUUUUUCUUCGACGGAGAUCAUCAGUGCGAAAGAACCAUUAAGCCGUGGCGGCAGUGAAGUCAGUGUGAAGAAAAACGAUGGCGAUGAUUUAAAUUUAAAUUUCACAAACGCACAGCCUCAGUCAAAAGAGCCACGGUUGAAAGAUGUGAACAUAAAUAAUUUUAAGAAAAGGAACACAUCGACUUAUGGUGUGUAUUUUGGACCGAAUUCAAGUGUGGGUCGAACGGGAAUUAACAAUAAAAAUAAUAUCGGGAAAAAUACCACCACAAGAGGCGAUGAGAUUUGUACAGACGACUUGUCCUCGUCUUCGUCGUUGUCGCCUAGGUCACCGCCAUAUCCUUUGCCGCUACCACCACCACCUACUGUAGUUGCGGAGUCGUGGUUAUUCAACGAUCGCGUGAAGCAAACACCACCUUGUUCACCGAUUCCGUCGUGCUCCGGUUCAUUCAACAAGCCCUCGUCACCUUUCGAGACGACGACGACACGAACGGAAUCAUCUCCGUUUGAUUUCUCGCCGCCUGGCACACCCCAACAUACGAGAGUCCGAGCUUUCAGUGAUUCAAACGGUUGCUCCGUAGAAAACAAUCAACGCCGUAUUAAUAGAUCAGCCGUACAGCAUCAAAACAAACUCUCUCCCAAGAAUCACACCAUCCCAACUACAGAGAACGAGAGGGCUUAUGACCAACGCAAAAGUUCCCUUCCUGUUAUAAAUCACGCGAGUGUCGUGCGAUCACAACCUUAUCGAAAGUUUUCCUCCGAUAUAAUCAGUCCUGAAAGUAACGGUCCCCCUUCUCCUGUAGUGAUCUGCCAACUCACACCGAAACUAUCUUCCCGAGGUUCCAACGCAGAAGUUCGACUGCAAUCUCUCAGUCGUUAUUGCGCUCAAAAUUUGAACUCAAACCCCAUCAACGAUAGUCCGGUUGCAAACGAAUUGGAGGAAUUUACAUUCAUCGAUUCCUCGGAUAUCUCGUCUACUGGAGACGAUGCCAUCACAGUGAUCAAUGAAGAAGAUUAUCGUGAAUAUCAUAAAUACCUAUCGAUACCGAAACUUGACGGAUCUUCGGAUGGAUUAUGUCCCAGUGGUUAUGAUAGUUCGCAAAACAGCAACCACUACGGAUACGGAUGCUCGUCGGACGAGUUAAGCAGUGUGUGUAGUGGUAGUGAUUCAGUGCCUACAUUGGUAGUAAACAAUUUCAAAGAGGAAGCAAAACGAAAUUUCCACACGGUAAAAUAUAAGCAGUGUAACGUGACGCCAAAUUUGCAAUCAAGUGCCUGUGCCAUUGAAGAAACCCACCCGAGUAAUUUUCCAGGUUCAUCUUCACCGGUUGAUAAUGAACAGAAGAACGCAUCCUCUGUCAGUGCGCAAAGUGAUAGCAAUAACAAUCAACAUUUGAGAAAUACCAACGAUGAGCAGAAAUGCAAUCCUUCUAAUAGCAGGCACGAAAAGAAAGACGACAAAUCGAGCGGUAUUGCAGCCAAAACUACAUGUACAGAUCAGCAUUUUUCGAAGCAAUCUGGCUUUAACAAUAUUUCGCCGGAUAACUCUUCUAGUAGUUUGAAUUGCUUCGGGAAACAUCAACUGCAUGCUAGGUCAUCGCCUGAAAAGCCGAUAAUGGAAAAACGGAACAAUACUUUAGAUCGACUGCAAAAAUUAGUGAAGAAAACAACAUCUGGGUCGAGCGACAGUAAAACGAGCGACAAGCAAGGUGGUACUAAAACAGAACGUCUCAGAGAACUAACUGAGCUUUUGAAGGGAACUCGUGCACCUCCGGUACCACCUCCAAGACGACCCAAAGCGUCUCAGAGUCUCGAUAAAACCUUCGAACGACAAAAUACAAGCAGUUUAUCAACUGCUAGUCUUUUGAAUAUAGAUGCUUUGCGAGCAGAUAACAGUACUAGUAAUUUAGUGAAAUCUAAAGAAUCUCGAUCGAUUGAUUUUCCCUAUCAAUUCGUUGAAGGUAAUCGUGCCUCCACUCCAAGUUCUCCUCUAAGUGAGCAUAAAACUAACCUCCGUGCUAAUGUGAGCACAUCAAAUUUAGAAAGUUUACAAAGUUCUGCUACCAAAGAAACUAAUGCCAUCGCUGAAACUCCAAGCACAGCUUUCAAAGAAGACGAUGACAUUUUUACCAAGCUAUCUAGACCAGAAUCUAGAACUAUAGUUGGUUCCUACACUCAAAAAACAAUUCCAUUCCGAAGUGCUUCUUUUUCUCAAGUAGAUUAUUCAUCUGGAAAAUACAUACGUUCAGCAUUAGGUGCCAUAAAAAACAGUUUAAUGCGUGGGAAGGAGGGUUCUGCAGUGGAUAAUGUAACGCUUCCGAGAAAUAAGAAAGAGUUCACGCGAAGUUGCAGCCCAGCACGGUUUUCAUCUACUUUAGAACCUGGCGUAUCAUUUGAAGAGAAUGGUACUUCAAAAGCCACUUUGAAGAAAACUGAACUCAAUAUCAAUCUAUCCCCACCAGAAAUCUUUGAGCGAAUUGAAGGUUUCGAUGGAAAAGAACUAUCGUCAAACAGGAAUUCCGAUAUUGAAACCAUCGUUGAAGACCCAGAAGCAGAACAUUCGGAAACUAUCGAAAAUGAGAAUACCAUACAGAAGAAAGCGGAAAUUAAUGCGGUUCAAGCUUCUGAGAUGAUACUGGAGCCACUAGUUGAAGAGGGAAUACCAAUAACACCACAGUCGUUGGCCAAAGAUGAGGAAUGCUUGCAACAGGCAACAACUUGUUUGAUACCAGUGCCUGUUUACGAUUGCGUGGUAAGUGAAUGGAGUACAGCACGACCUUCCGAGCAAUGGAUUGAUGCGUCUAUGACGGAGUGUAUUAAAUUAACGGAUUGUAUGGACAAUGAAUUAGAAUCCGGUGAAAAUACGUCUGAGUUGAACGAAGUACAUCUGAAUCCGAUAGAAGCAAUUGUCGUUGACAGUCCUCCUGAGAUUAUAGAGCUAGAAGUGCCGAAACUUGGGAAAGUUGAUGAAAUUGAAGAAGAAUUUGUAAAACCAGUUUUGAAUGAUUCAAUCAAUUUGAACAAGUUUGAAAAUGAAGAUAUGUGUACACCACCGGUUUCGAUCAUUUGCACAGAACCAGAUUCUGAUAUAUCUACAACAAUCAUUGAAACACCUCCCACUCCAGAGGAGUCAUCAAUAAAGGUAGAGUCAAUCGAUGGAGAAAUUGUUGAAGUACGCAAACGCCAUAGCAAUAACGAAGAUAGUGGUGAAGCAGUCAGUAAUUGCAACAGCGAAAUGGAAGAGAAACGAAGGAUUGAUAAGUCCAAACGGCGGAAAGGAAUUUAUAUUCAGUGGCCUGCGAUAGACACUAACUUAGAUCCAGAAUCUGAUUCCAAUGACAACUGCACUCCUGAUGAUAGCUGGCGACCAAGCAGACUUGCUAUUGAGAAAGAUUCCAGUAUAGAUCUCAGCGGAGAAAGUUGCACAGAUCUUAGUUCUAAGGACAUUACCUCUUCACCAGAGAAGAUAAGAGAUUCCAGUAUAUUGCACGGACCUGACCCAUUUCUUCUAGGACCCAAUACGCCAGAUUCAGAUAUAGUACGGCCAGAAUGGCCUCGGGGGUCACGUAGAAAAAGUCUAACCUACCAAAGCUCUGAUGAAAAGGAUGAUUCUGCGCCGAUGUCCUCGAUUCCAGUUCGGUCGUUCAAGAACAUCUUUCUACGUUCUGAUUCGGUGUCUGACAACGAAAGUGAGCGUGCUUCGUCUAGGGACCGCACGAGUGCAUCGCCAGCUCCUUCAAGCGAUCAUGAUUUGAGACGGUAUUCCAAAAGACCGCUUCGAGGACCCUACGGUCAAAUGCUGGAGGCGGAAAUGAAGAAACCAUCCAAGGUGCAUUACAAUGAAAUUUUGGAGGAGCUCGCUAGACAUGAAAGUUCUCACUCAUUUCCAUCAGCAUGUCGAAACCGUGGCAGCGGAAGUCAGUCUAUGGAUGAAACUAAUGAUCGUCAUUCGAGCAAACUCUUCAAACCGAGAAAGGCCAGCGCCAAUCUGCCACUUCCUAGUCACAGUAGGACAGCAUCAAGUCCUUCCAAGUUAGCAGAUUUAGGUGUUGAAAACACGCCCAAUAGUAAACGACAUCUUGGAAAUAUCGAUCAGAGAAGCACGGACUCUGAUAAGUCAGAGAAAUCUCCGAGCAAGCUGGAAAACAAAAAGUUUUCCUUAGACAGCCAUUUAUCCGACAAAGGUUCCCAUCAUCAUGAAAAACACAGCAAACGCAGUUCGGGAAACUGUGAAAAACACCAGAAACGCAGUCUUGACGAUACUAGAUAUUCGCAAGCCAGUCGCACACCAUCUGAGCGUAGUUUCGCCAUUGGUACGCCAGACAAGCCGAAGAGUUUGGUAGCUUCCCCGGAAUUACUAGCCGAAUUAUUGAAAGGGUCAAGCGAGAAACUCAUAACAGAGCAGCUAACAGGUGGCGCCAGUCCGAAUAAUGCCAGCAAUGCACUUCCCACAGCUGUUCUCAAGUGCCUGGACACACGAACACACGUGGUGGUAGAGCUUUUCAACACUGAAAAAUCCUACGUCGAAUCGUUGCAGACAAUUGUGCUGAAAUAUCUCAACCAACUGAAAUCACCCGAAAAUGCUGGUCUAGUGGAUACUCAAACCGUUGACGAAAUAUUCUUCAUGGUCCCUGCAAUUCUCAAUAUCCACGAAAGAUUUCUCGAAGAACUACGACGAAGAUUGGAUUCGUGGGAUCCUAUGCAGAAAAUUGGCGAUGCGUUCGUUGAUGUGUUCUCGAGGCCGGUCAUUUUGGAUACGUACACAUCGUUCGUUAACAACUGGAACCGGGCCAAGGAUGCUAUACGCACAACUCGACAAAAGUGUCCGGCAUUUGCACGAUUCCUUGAGGCGAUGGCACGCGAACACAAGGGCAAACUGUCCCUCGACAAUUUACUUAUCAAACCUGUACAAAAGUUUCCAAAUUAUGAAUUAAUAUUAUCAAGACUGAUUAAGCACACCGACGUUGAUCAUCCCGAUCAGAAGCCAUUACAAGAAGCUUUAAAAUUAGUACACGAUAUCUUAAUGUUUCUCAACUGCAAGGAAAAGGAAGCCCUCGAAAACGGUCAGCGCGAAACGGCACUGCGUGAACUGGAGGGCGUAAUAGAAGGCAUGAACGACCUGGUGACCCCAGAUCGUGCCUUCUUGCUAUUCGAUCUCGUCUCGAUGCCAUCCGGGCAAGCGACCCGGAAGGAGCGUGGAUUCUUCCUCUUCAAUGAUCUGUUAGUUAUAACCAGUAUUAAACGACGUAGCGGUACAAUCCGGAAAACCAACAUGACGUGCCCUGGCAGCGUAGCGUCAACCCUGGAUACAAACAAAUAUAAAUUCCUGACCAAAAUUUCGUUGGACGACUUAGAAAUAGUGAAAUCAAAAGAUGAAAAUAUUCGUCGCAUAAUGAAAGAAAUAGAACAUUUGUCGGAUGACUCAAACAAGUUAACACAAAUAUUCGAUUUGGCUGCCAGUUUGAGAUGCCCACAUCAAUUGUUGGAAGAAUCUAUUCGAGAUCUACAGCGGGAAGUGCAACGGCAACUAUCUGAAAGGCAAACAAACGAUACUCAAUUAAACAUACUGGAACUAAUGCUGAAUUCUUCGGGUGGUAUCCAGAACAUGACGGUUCUAUUCUCCAAACCAGACAAACGAGCUCAAUGGGAGGAAGCCUUCACGGAGGCGAAGCAAAAGCUGGCAAGUGCCCUGGAACGCUGCCAGAUCCCGGAGUUUGUGGUAUCGGUGCCGAUCAGGAAAACCAGAGCUGGUCUCCAAUUCACUUGUGCCUCCCCGACGCUUGGCAUCCAACGGGAUGUCUGGGUGUGCAAUAGCGAUGGCUACGUCGGCCAGGUUUGCGUUCUGAGUCUGGUACCGGAACCAACGGUCACUAGCUGUAAUGGUGUUUGCAAUGCGAGAAUCUUGUGCGUUGCAUCCGUCCCUGCUUCCAAUGAUAGCUCUUCUAGUCAUGCAAAUGCAAGCAUCAAUAUUUCCAUUCAAGAACCUCCAGCAUCCGUAACAAAUGCCAUUAACUCAAUAGUCAAUUCCAAACCACGAGAAAAGCGAAGACCUACCGACGGUUCCUCCACCGAAAGCAGAAAUUCCUGCAACAUACAACUUGACUCUGAUAGCUCCAGUGAAGACUCGGAAACAGAAAGUCAGCCUGAACGGGCAGUUAGUCCUUCUAGUUUAUCUGCAGUGGCCAAUGUGACGACCAGUUUGCCAAUUGCGCACAGACACCAGGAAUCGAAUUCCGAAGAAACGGAUGCAUUGCAAUCCACUAUGUGGCUCGGCACCGAGGAUGGGUGCAUCCACGUCUACAACUGUACUGACAAUAUUCGUAUCAAGAAGAACAAAAUCAAAAUUCCUCACAUAAGCGCCGUCUAUUCCAUACUGUACUUAAGUAAUAAGGUAUUUGUCUCAUUAGCUAAUGGUGACGUCUGCAUCUACUCGAGGGAUCACAACGGUUGGAAUACAACUACGCCUUUCACUGUUUCGGUGGGAACGGUUACGAGUCCCGUCACAAAGCUACUCAACGUGCAUGGUAAACUGUGGUGUGCUAUUCAAGGGUGCAUCAAGGUGUUAAACACGACAACUUUACAGGUGGACAGUCAAAUCCAAAUAUCUAAUGAUUCAAAACCAAUUACAAACAUGACAGUAUUAGACGAGUACGUGUGGAUAUCAGUGCAGAAUUCAGCACACAUCAAAUGUUGCCACCACGAAAGCUACGAAGUCAUUUUCGAAGUCAACCUAGCUCCGUCGGUAAAUAAAAUGCUAUCGAACUGUGAUGACAUUAUCAGACAACAUAAGGCAGCUUGUCUACGGGUAACAUCGCUACUGGCCUGCAAAGAUCUGAUAUGGGUGGGUACAAGUGCUGGCGUACUGCUCACAAUAGCAGGAUCGAAUAUUACCAAAGGAUCUACUCCACCCGUGGUCACUGGCAUACCCCAUGGGCAUACAGGUCAUGUGCGGUUUUUGACUUUCGUGGAAUCUCCUGUUUGCGGCAGCACUGAUGAUUUACCCAAACUUAGCGAUAGUAAAACAGAUAUUGUCAAGACUAACACGAACCGAACUUUGUUGGUGAUAUCAGGUGGUGAUGGAUACGAAGAUUUCCGUAGUUCCGGCAACAAUACGAUGAGUGAAAUUGCUGGCCGAGAAGAUAGCACAAACCACUUACUACUUUGGCAUGUUUAAGUCCUGUGUUUCCCCCCACCGACAUUUUUGGCGAACCAGUAGUACCAAGUACUGAUAAAACAUGUUUCAGUUUUUAUCCUUUUAGCUCUAUGUUUGGCAAGCUGGACUUGCCAGGUGUAUUAUUUUGCUUGAAGAUCGUUGUGCUCAACAUCAUUCAUUUGUAUAAAAAAGCUAAUUUAUUUUUAUAUUGUACGACAAUAAAAUCCCGAAAUGGGACAACAAUUCCAAAGCAGAAAUAGUUUUUUGACAAAAUGAUAUUUGUAUGACUUUUCGGCAUAGUAGCGCAGUACGUAAAUGUGAAUAUGCAUAGGAAUUGUUAAAUAGUUGGUACAGCGUUCAAAUAUAUUCAAUGGCCUAAAUCUUGAUAAAAUCAUCAUUCAAAUGCCCAAAAACAAGGUUUCACCUGUCCUAAGAUCCUAAGAGUUUUGCAUGUAAAAAUUUGUAUCCAUUCGCACAACUAAAUGUCGAAUCUGUGAAUAUUCAAACAAUACUAUUCAAGCUCCUUUUUAUAACUGUUGAAGUAUUACGUAUACUCAUCAUAUAAACGUUACUGUAUUAAAUGCACUUCACAAUAAACACAUUUUUGUACGACUUUUCUACUUAUCACCAAGCCAAUCAAUCUCACGCGGUUUACUUCGUAAACCCAAAAAUUUGCUAUACUGUCAGAUAAUAUCCGUUUCUACAAAAUUUCUAGCAUUCUAAAGAAAAUGUUCCCAAAACUAAUUUUGAACGUUAAUCAUAUGAAAAAACAAACGUGAUUGAUACAGCGUUUUCGCAAUAUUAAACAUUUAUAGUGAAUAUUCCAAGAAAAACAAACAUAAAGGUUCAACGUAUUGAAUAGAAAAAAAGAUCAUAUAUCAAUGUUUAAAUACCUGAAUAGUAACACAUUAUUGUGUGACAGAGAAACCUAUAUUUAGCGAAUAUUUAUCGAAUUGUACUUAGCAAGCUAGCGUUAGUUGAACGUUAAUUUAUUUACGAACAAACGGACACGCAUACAGGAAUUCAUAGCAUUAUACACGAAACAUAAAGCUGUAACAUGUAUGGAGCCAUCAAUAAACAAAGAAUUGCUGUUAUAUAAUUAAA